Molecule: messenger RNA, 1398 nt
Organism: Musa acuminata AAA Group (dessert banana)
Lineage: Eukaryota; Viridiplantae; Streptophyta; Magnoliopsida; Zingiberales; Musaceae
Exons: 2
Coding region: 1-1398 (465 amino acids)
Molecular function (GO): RNA-DNA hybrid ribonuclease activity; nucleic acid binding
Source: RefSeq, a predicted model, not a curated record
AUGUGCGUUGACUAUUCGAGUCUCAAUCGUGCAUGCUCGAGAGACUGCUAUCCCCUCCCAAGGAUCGAUCAGCUGGUCGACGCAACUGCCGGGCAUGCCCGUCUGUCGUUAUAUGAUGCCUUCUCCGGUUACAACCAGAUCAGAAUGGCGCCCGAGGACCAAGAGCACACGGCUUUCAUCACCGAUCUAGGGGUAUAUUUCUACAAAGCCAUGUCGUUUGGGCUUAAAAACGUAGGCGCCACCUAUCAGAGGGCUGUGAACAAAAUGUUCGACGCACAAAUCGGGCAAAACGUCGAAGUCUAUGUCGACGAUAUGAUCGUGAAAAGUCGCAUGGUGGCAGACCACCUGACCGACUUGGCCGAGACAUUCUCCACACUCCGGAGGUAUGGCCUGCGACUAAACCCGGCGAAGUGUGUUUUCGGCGUCAAUUCGGGAAGGUUCCUCGGAUUUAUUGUGCAUGAAAGAGGAAUUGACGUGAAUCCGGAAAAGGUUCAAGCGGUCAUCAACAUGCAGGCCCCUCGAACAAUCAAGGACUUCCAUGUCCUGAACGGGCCCGAGGAGCGGUAUCCGCCAAUCGAGAAGCUUGCUUUGGCGCUCGUGCUUGCAUAUCGGAAACUACGCCCCUACUUCCAAGCUCACCCGAUUGAGGUAAUCAUUGAUCAGUCGCUCCAGCAAGUUCUGUCUAAGUUUGAUGUUGCAGGACGGCUCCUCAAGUGGUCGGUAGAACUCGGAGAAUUCGACAUACAUUAUGUACCGAGAACUGCUAUCAAAGCCCAGUCCAUGGCCGACUUCGUCACGGAACUAGUUGAAGACGGGAAUGGAAGCUCCGAGCAAACAGAGGAGGCGUGGGACCUGCACGUGGAUGGCUCGGCUACCUCCAUCAACGCGGGCGCAAGGUUGGUACUCUCGGCACCCGACGGACGCUCGUUCGAAUGCUCCUUCCGCUUCGGGUUCCGGGCAACCAAAAAUGAAGCCGAGUACGAGGCACUCCUGGCAGGACUCAAACUGGCCCUUGAAAUGCAGGUGGACGCCAUCCACGUCUUCACUGACUCGCAGCUCGUCGCCGAGCAACUCAAUGGUGGAUACGAAGCCAGGGAACCGACCAUGGCAAAGUACUUAGCGGAGGUAAAAAGCCUAGCCUCCAACUUCUCCCACUUCACGAUAUCUAAGGUGCCGAGGAGCCAAAAUGAACGAGCCGAUGAGUUGGCAAAGAUGGCCUCAGGACCAGACCACGAAAACCACAUCAAGGUUAAAGAGCUCCCAUCCCGCGCCAUCUCGGUUUCAGCUAUAACUCCUACCGAGGCGCGCGCCAUGUGGGUACAAGAGAUGUUGCUCUUCAAACGCAACGGGAUUCUUCGCAACGACGAGGCCGUAGCGCGGCGCAUUCGCCGAACGUAA